Messenger RNA from Xenopus laevis (African clawed frog), 2589 nucleotides. RefSeq names its product SLAIN motif family member 2 S homeolog (gene slain2.S). Gene Ontology annotation, cellular component: microtubule plus-end. Gene Ontology annotation, biological process: cytoplasmic microtubule organization; microtubule nucleation; positive regulation of microtubule polymerization. NCBI's taxonomy places the organism in Eukaryota, Metazoa, Chordata, Amphibia, Anura, Pipidae. The coding region runs from base 227 to 2008 and encodes 593 amino acids. The record is from RefSeq and is a predicted model, not a curated record. The transcript has 9 exons.
GGGGCAGUUACAGGGCAGCAAAGACGCUCCCAUUUUCUGGGAGGGACUCGAGGUGCUAUGCCACGUCCCUUUACUGCGAGUUGGUGUCUUCUGAGGAGAGCUGCGAUUGGAUUGGUUGCAGGCGCUUGGUGGGUGCGGUCAGCGGGCGCAGAGUGAGUGGCAGUUGCCGUGAAGCGCCGGGCGAUGUGUUGCUGCUGGGGCUGAUACUGAGAGCGGCGGAGGAGACAUGGAGGACGUAAACUCCAACGUGAGCGCUGACCAGGAGGUGCGGAAGCUGCAGGAGCUCGUGAAAAAGCUUGAGAAGCAAAACGAACAGCUCCGGUUACGUUCUAGCCACUCCCCGAGCUCUCCCCGGACACCCACCCCUGUCAUCCACCCUCCCCGGGCACAGGCCGCUCCGACAGCCGCUUCUUUGCAACUUUUCGGCGGCUUGAGCCCGGGGCCUGUCCUUUACGAGAGAGACGGAGGGACAGGGGACGGGGCGGCAUGGGAGGAAACCAUAGAGGAGAGGAGGAAGGACGGGGAGAGCGGCCUCAUGCUGGAGCAGCUACUGCCACUUCGGCCGGACGAGCUGGAGAGACUGGUGGACUUUGAAGAGGAGGAGAGCUGGUUGUAUACAUCGCCAAAGAAAAAGUUAACACCUUUUCAAAAAUCGAUGAGUCCACUGGUUUGGUGCCGUCAAGUUUUUGACUGUCCUAGUCCCGAUGUGGAAUGCGCAAAAAAGUCAAUUAACCAUAAGCUUGAACAAACCAUGUCUGCCAACAAGCGUCCGAGUAUGUACAGCAGUCCCUAUAACACAAACAGCUAUGCUGGUUCUUACAGUCCAAAUGCAACUGGGAGCCCAUACAGUAGUGGAUUCAAUUCCCCAUCCUCCACCCUUGUGAGACCUCCAAUAGUAAGGCAACUGGUACUGCCUAGUAGCACAGGACACUAUAAAUAUUCUGCUGAUAGAAACUUGCCUCCUGUGAGUCCUCAGGAAUCCACAGAGAGUGAGCUCAGCACUUCUGAGAUGGACGAUGAUUCUGUGGGAUCAGGUUAUAAGCUAAAUGAUGUCACAGACGUCCAGAUUUUAGCGAGGAUGCAAGAAGAGAGUCUCCGGCAAGAGUAUGCAGCCACUGCAUCACGUCGUAGUUCUGGCUCAUCGUGUAACUCUAUGAGAAGAGGGACCUUUAGUGACCAGGAACUUGAUGCUCAUAGUUUGGAAGAUGAAGAAGAAGGGGUUCCACAGCCAAUGCACCUUUCUGUCAACAGAUUCUCUCCUUCUCCACGUCACUCACCUCGCCCUUCCCCUAGGCAUUCGCCGAGAAAUUCUCCCCGCUCAAGAUCCCCUGCGCGAAGCCUGGAAUACAGGGGAGUCUCUCCACAGCCUAUGAUAAGCCGUUUGCAGCAACCUCGACAUUCACUUCAGGGCCAUUCAUCUGAACUGCAAACUAACGUAGUAAAAACUGAAGAUAAACUGAGGCGCAGUCUUCCUAACCUCUCCCGAGCAUCAGGGAUUCAGACGGUGGAGCCUGUGAAAAACAGCAGAAGUUUUGAAUCAAAUCUACAGGUGCCAAAUGGAGGAGCAUCCCAUGCACCAAGCUCUUCCACUUCAUCAAAAAGACAAAUACACAUACCACGCGCAGCUCAGAAAGCAAAACAGGUUGUUCCCCCUGCAGCCCUUAAUAAAGUUCCAUCGCCAUGCAAAUUCCGCUCUCCCACAUCUCUGUUAACAUUACGACAACCAAUGAAAGCGCUAACCAAUCAUGGCUCCCAGAUCACACAAGAAGCUGCCACUGUUAUGCAAAACAACUCUUCUUUACCUCUCACUAGUCAGCCUUCUGGCUCUGCUAGCCCAGUAAGAACUGGCUCUGCAAUAAGAAGUGGCUUACCCAGACCAAGCACACCCUCAGGGGGAAAUAUACCAGUGCCUCGCAGCAAACUUGCACAGCCGGUGCGGAGAUCUUUACCAGCUCCCAAAUCCUAUGGCAACAUGAAAGAUGACAGUUGGAAGGAAGGCUGCUACUAAACAGCAAAAUCCCUGUGUUUUGUUGUUGAAUGAACUCAAUGCCAAGAUAGCAGCCGAUGGGACAGUUGGGGAUUUUUCAAAGUCAUCCAGGGCCCUCUGUCCAUAAAUUAGCACAAAGGGCAGAGAAAAGGAGCACUUUAUUGACAUUUACCAUCACUCGUGUUUUAGCCAUGCAAUCACUUCACAAGGAGGAAAUCCCUUCCCUUUUAUUUAUUUUUAUUCUGUGUUUUAGUUCUCCUGGCUUUACUGCACACCUUGACUUAUUUAGUAAGGAAAGCAGUCUUUUUGCUACUUUAAUGCCAAAGAACAAUGUCCUAGAAAUAUACUUGUUUUAUUUUUUUACAAGACGUUCAUUUACAAUUAUUAUUGCUAAAACUUGGCUGCAGUAUGUGCAGCGCUACAAUCACUGACACGUCAUCGUUUUGCAACGCGUCAGAAUUACAAAUCAAAUGUUUGGUUUAGUUUGGAACCAAGUCUUGGAUAUUUUAUAACUGGGCUCCUGCCUGCUAUUACUGCUUCAGUGUAUUUUGAUUGAGUUUUCUUUGCUUAUUGCAAUUUUGCGUAUCAAGUAACAAAAGUUA